CAUCUGAAAGUUACUGUUUCGAUAUACGACCUUUACCCUUAACAAUGUACGCAACACAUGAGAUGCCUUAUAUAUUAUAGGUAAACGUUUGAAAGGUCAUAGCAACUGGAUGGGAAUGUUGUAAUAAUGCUAAUAGUUAUGGUUUAAUGGAAUAAAUGUUUGAGACCUGACAUUAUGGAAAAGCAGCACAGCAAUUCGACUCAAAGCAAUCGUUUUGACCGGGAAUUUUUCAAGAGGUUUUUCCGUCUUCUUCCCUGGUUGUUCCCAUCUUGGAUCAGUAAACCUGUCCUAUUGUUUAUUUUACUGCUAUGUCUUGGUUUGUUAGAACAGUAUGUUAUUUACAAUAUUGGUAUGGUGCCAAGCAAGUACUAUAAAGUGCUUGGUGACAAGGAUCAAAAUGGUUUCUGGAAACAAACUGCAAUUGCUGUUUCUUUGAUCGUAGCCGAGGCAUUCAUUAAAGCAACAACAACAUUUGUAUCAUCGUUCCUGUACCUGGUAUGGCGUGAUAAUGUCACGAGAAAUCUGCAUACCAAAUACUUCAAAGAGGUCGUGUACUACUCUGUUAAUGUGUUGGACAAGACAACUGAUAAUCCAGAUCAGAGGAUUACCCAGGAUGUUGACAAGUUGUGUAAUACAUUAAGCCAGAUUUGUGCACCUUUAGUUAUCUCCCCUUUUACAAUAGGAUACUAUAUCUACAAAGCUCAAGAAGGAUCAGGAAUUAUAGGACCAGUGGGUGUGCUGAUAUUCUUUAUCAUAGCAACUGUUGUCAACAAACUUUUGAUGUCACCUGUUGUCAAAUAUGUCUUUAUAAGAGAAAAGAUGGAAGGAAAUUUUAGGUUUAAACACAUGCAGAUACGGUCAAACAGCGAGUCUGCGGCAUUUUAUAGGUCAGGUAGCGUGGAGAAGGAUAAAUGUAACAAGCACCUGUUUAACUUAAUUAAUACUCAACAUAAACUUAUAAGAAAGGAGUAUGCUUUACAUUUUGCAGUAAAUUUAUUUGACUAUCUAGGAAGUAUAUUCAGCUAUAUUGCUAUAUCAUUUCCUAUAUUCCUGGGAGCAUAUGACAGCCUCUCUUCACCAGAUCUCUCUGCACUUAUAUCUGCUAAUGCAUUUGUAAUUAUAUAUUUGAUCAACUGUUUCACCAAGUUGAUAGACCUUUCUGUAACAGUCACACAAAUAGCUGGAACAACUCACAGAGUUGUAGAGUUACUACAGGUUUUAGAAAAGUUAAAGAAUUGCCAAGAUACAAAACUUGCCAGUAGACCAAAGGAGAUUAGAGGGUUUGGCUGGAGUGAGAUGGAGACAUUAAUGGGAAAGGAUGAGCAGGAUAAAGAAGAAAAUGAAGCACCACAGUCUCCAGUUGCUGCAUUUGAAAUAUCAGACCUGACAUACACUGCACCAAAGUCAAGUCAGAAACUAUGCACAGGUUUAAAUCUAAAGUUUGAGCAGGGGUUGAAUAUCCUAGUUACAGGAGACAGUGGAUGUGGGAAAAGCUCACUUCUCCGUGUCAUCAAUGGUAUUUGGCCAGAGGUCAGAGGUACUAUUGACUACUUGGUAGACUUAAAGCCUAGUGUGAUAUUAUUCUUACCACAGAAACCUUACUUUACUGAUGGCUCUUUGAGACAACAGGUUAUUUAUCCAUUGAAAGAAUUUGAUAGAAGAGGAAGUUUCAUAAAUACAGAAGAUGCAUUAAUCCAUGAGUAUUUAGAAAAGACAGACUUAACACAUGUAUGUGAGAGAACAAGAGGGCUGGAUACACAAGUUGAAUGGAACUGGUAUGAUGAGCUGUCUCCUGGAGAAAUGCAGAGACUUUCAUUUGUUAGGCUGUUUUAUCAUAAACCGAAAUUUGCAGUAUUAGAUGAGUCUACAAGCCAAAUAGGUAUUGAUGCAGAGAAAGCCAUGUACAGUCUGUGUAGGGACCUAGGUAUUACAGUUCUCAGUGUUGGUCACAGGGAUACUCUAAAACAAUAUCAUGAUUUAGAACUUCAUUUUAGUGACAGUGGAGAGUGUAGUAUUAAACCAAUUAUACAUAAAGGACAAAAUGGUGCUUCUAUAGCUUAAUUCUUGACAUGAUGAUUUUAAAAUGUUUUAUAUGAGAUUUUUAGUACUUUUAUGUUAUGUUGGUGCAAUUAGUAUUGAAAUUUUGCUACAAAAUUUGGUUUGACGGCUGACAGAAUCUUGUAGAGGAAACAAGAUUUUUGUUGCAAAUUGAUUGAUUUUUAAAA
Molecule: messenger RNA, 2225 nt
Organism: Ruditapes philippinarum (Manila clam)
Lineage: Eukaryota; Metazoa; Mollusca; Bivalvia; Venerida; Veneridae
Product: lysosomal cobalamin transporter ABCD4-like
Exons: 18
Coding region: 175-2061 (628 amino acids)
Biological process (GO): fatty acid beta-oxidation; peroxisome organization; very long-chain fatty acid catabolic process
Cellular component (GO): peroxisomal membrane
Molecular function (GO): long-chain fatty acid transmembrane transporter activity; ATP binding; ATP hydrolysis activity
Source: RefSeq, a predicted model, not a curated record